CUGGCUGUUCUCCGCUGUGCCUUUCAGCUCCUCUCUCACUGUAGAAAGAGGCGUGUCCAUGGACCAGUAUAAAGUCCAAGGAGAGCCACUCGUGUUUAGCCAUUCUCAGGAUCGAGUCCUUUGCACUGCGCACCAGCAAGAGGAGGAAACUGCAGCUGUUACUUAAAACACGGUCUUUUGAUGACCUGCUUUGCCUUUGGACACUUGUAGACCAGAUUUUUUUGGUGCUUCAUUAGAGGGCGGGCGAGCCUGUGGACUCAAACUUGAAGAGAGAGCAAGACUCACCUGAACACAGUGGUGGAUAUCCUUCCUGCAACUGUUCAUUCCAACACAACAAAAACUAGUUCUUAUCACCACUACAUUUGCCAGCCGAUCACGAGAUCACGAGCAGGCUCCAGUUUCUGCGCUGUGAAAUUGAAUCAGAGGAACGGAGAGGCAAUACAGCAGAGGCAUUGUGUCCCUGCAAUUGAAACACUAACCAGCUGAAAAUAUCAAAGACCGUCUGGGACAAAGCUUUCCUCUCUUGUUGGUAUAAGAUCUGCUGUUGAAGUAGAAAGUGAUCAAAAGCCGCACAACACUCAAGAGAGGAGAGGGGAAGCAAAGGGGAUCAUACACGAGGGCAAAGGAUUGCGUGCAGGUGCCGGGGCUGCCAUGGUGCGUGGAGGUGGUGUGGCAGUAGCUCCCUCCUGCUGGGGCCUUUGGGCGUUUGGCACCCUGACGCUGGUGGUGCUGUGCUUAUCGGACCAGGCCAUCCGCUGCCCGGUGUGCUCCGAGGAGAGGCUGGCCAGCUGCCAUCUGCCGGAAGGUUGCGAGGAGACGGUGCGGGAGCCCGGCUGCGGCUGCUGCCCCACCUGCGCCCUGCCUAAGGGGACUCAUUGCGGCGUCUACUCUCCCCGAUGUGGCACGGGCCUCCGCUGCUACCCGCCGCGCGGCGUGGAGAGGCCACUGCACUCACUGAUGCACGGUCAGGGGGUGUGCACCGAUGAGAGAGAGGUGGAGGAGAACUCAGCGAUGGACAGGCAGGAUGAGAUCAUCCCUGAGCACCCAAACAACAGCAAUAUCCGAUGCAGCCCACAAGAUAAGCGCUGCAUACAGAAGACCCUGGCCCGACACCCUUCGAAAUCCACAAAUCAGAGAAGCAACACGGCCAGGGAGGAGACCAAGGCGGCGCUGGCUCCAUGUCGUGCUGAGCUACAGCGAGCGCUGGACAGACUGGCAUCAAACACCCGCACACAUGAUGAUCUCUUCACAAUCCCUAUACCCAACUGUGACAAGAACGGAGAUUUCCAUGCUAAACAGUGCCAUCCCGCACGUGAUGGUCAGCGGGGAAAGUGCUGGUGUGUGGACCAGAAGACGGGCAUGAGGCUGCCGGGGCCUCUGGAGCUGCGAGGGGAUCUAGACUGCCACCAGUUAAUGACUGCUACCCUGAGGGAUUGAGGAGUGAGGAGUAGCGGUGGGGGUGCAGGAGCAGCUGAAUUCUACUGGUGCUUAUUAGUAGAACUACAUGAGGAAAGGACUUUGCCCUAAAGCCUCGCUUCACCUGAGGCCAACGGUACUUGAGCUUGCGCAACAAAAAGGAAACCAUUGAAUUGAGUUCUUUUGCUAUUUUGUUUCUGUGUGUGAGAGUAUGUGAUCUUUUGAGCACUUGUUGUGUAUUGUUUCUAUUAUGUGAACUUAAGGCAGAUAGUCUUAAGACACAUGCGCUUUAAAGUAACAGGUGGCGGAAAAAAAACCCUUCCACAGAUAACAGUUGUAGUUGUCUUUGUUAGAGAGCAAAUGUGUGGUUUUCUAUAGUCUAACUUUAGUGGAAUAGUCUUGAAAAGUAAGAACAUGCACCAGCCCCACCAGAAAAUCAGGCCUGAGAUACAAAAGGAGCUGUUAGCAUUUGUUUUCUUACUCCUGGAGCAUUAGAUCAGUUGAAUUACAGCAGAAUUAUCAGAUCUGAUACCCAAGCUAAAUCAGAAUUACUGCAAAAGGACAAUCCAGAAAGAUUAGGAUUGCGUACUAGUUUUUCACACAAUGUGUGUAAUUGGUUGUAACGUAUGGCUCUGUCCUAUAUGUCAUAAACCCCACCCAUCUGGUAAGUCGGUUCAUAUAAACCAUAAAACAUGUUUGCAAACAUGAAGUCUAGUUCAGUGACAACAAACGUAGUGGUAUCAAUAAAAGAUGGGAUGAGAACAACUGAUGAAAUUAAAAAAAUAAACAGGGGUAACAAAGAAUGUGCAACAAUCCUUGAGUUACCAAAUGAUAAGCCAUAGCUUUUCACAACAUCAAGAGCUAAGUGAAAAGUCAGUUUAGUUUGUCAUUAUAAAAAAUGUAUCUGUGAAAGGCCAGAAUAGAUUUGCUUCAUCACCACAUGGUUAACUCUGCAUCCUCUUCUCUUUGCAACAGGCUCUUUCUAGCAUCGUGGUCCAGAAGGACUGGAAGCGUAGCUGGGCUAGAAACUCUGUACAAUACUGAUAGGAUAAUCUUAUUUUUCCAGCUGGUGCUAAGAUGCCAGUGUUACUCUCGUGUUUGUGUGAAUAUGCUUCAAGAUACAGGAUUUCUCUCCAAACAGACUGCUUGGCAGAACUUCGGUGGUGCUAUAUACUGUGCCAAAAAACACACAAAAAAAAUGGCUUCUGCACUUUUUGGGCAUUAUUUAGGAUUGGAACAGAAGACUGGGAUUUUCAGGAAGUGGAGCAAUUAGCAUCAGCAAGUGUGAGGAUCAUCUAAAUGUGGGACUAUCUGCACUAGCUAUUGAUAAAGGCUUUCCAUGUGUGUUUUCAAUGUUGUUGUUAACAUAUAAAAGUAUCACUGAAGCUAACUGGCUGAAUGUUCCACUGGCCAGUGUUGUAAAGCUCAAGUGUGAUGUGUUUCAAAAGCAGAGUGUAAUACAUUUCAAUGAUUAAGCUCCUGGCAUCAUAGCAGCUUUUACUUAACAUAUAGUUUUGAAUGGAGGACUCUGAGGUAGCAGUAAAGAUAGCGUAAUGAUUAUGUGGAAACCAGAAUGUCCUCGGUUAAUUUGACAACGCUAGUUUUCAGUUUUCAUAUUGUCUUUAGAGCAUCAAGCUAAACAUUAAAGGAUUAUAUUACCAGCCUUAAGUGACAUGAGCUACUCAUCAAAUACUUUAGAUACUGGAGGCGAGGCUGGUAUUAUUCUUAAAGCUAUUUGAUUGUUCUGGUGUUGUGCAUUAGGAGUUCAGGGCAGAGUAUCAGGUUUAAGCUAAUGCUGGUGUUUGUCACCACCAGAUAUGGACAGCCUGCUCUAUCUGUUCCAUGGGAAACGCUGGUUAUUAUUGACUCAAGCAAAAAUUGAUGUUGUGCAGGUGGACAGUCAUUACAGGUGUUGGUGUCACUUGAGUUCACAUGAGGGACAAAGAUGGUCCGGAGGGAGAGUCAGGUCAUUCCCACACAGAACCACAUAAAUGUCAACCAAAUGACUGGUGUGUAGAUUAAAGUGCAGAAAUA
Molecule: messenger RNA, 3450 nt
Organism: Micropterus salmoides (largemouth bass)
Lineage: Eukaryota; Metazoa; Chordata; Actinopteri; Centrarchiformes; Centrarchidae
Product: insulin-like growth factor-binding protein 4
Exons: 4
Coding region: 652-1437 (261 amino acids)
Biological process (GO): regulation of insulin-like growth factor receptor signaling pathway
Cellular component (GO): extracellular region
Molecular function (GO): insulin-like growth factor I binding; insulin-like growth factor II binding
Source: RefSeq, a predicted model, not a curated record